GUAUCUACUACCUGCAGCUGAUAAAACUGUGAUAACAGUACAGUUUGCACUGUUGUGGAAUUGUGUUGUGUUUGUGAAAUGUUGAUGUUUAAGUGAUUUAUAAUAUCUGAGCCUAUCAAAUUUAGAACAAUAUGGCUUAUCCCAUGUAUGAAGUCGAUUGGAGUGUGCUGCCGCCAGAACAAAAUAGAAGGUUUAACCCGGCCUUUAAUAUUGCAACCAUAAAGCAAGUGGUGAAUGAGGCCAUUGAAAGAGUCGCGCCGGUUUCAGUGCGCAUGCCCACGCCGACCCGACUGCGGGAUCUCAUCAGGCAAAUCAGGGCUGCGCGUACGGCGGCGGAAGAAAGGAGCGUCGUCAACAAGGAGUGCGCCUAUAUUAGGUCCACUUUCAGAGAAGAGGAUAGCGUUUGGAGAUGUCGCAACAUCGCGAAACUCCUCUACAUCCACAUGCUGGGCUACCCAGCACACUUCGGUCAGCUGGAGUGUCUCAAACUGAUCGCCAGUACGCGGUUCACGGACAAACGAGUGGGCUACCUCGGCGCCAUGUUGCUACUAGAUGAGCGGCAAGACGUCCAUCUGCUCAUCACGAACUGUCUCAAGAACGAUCUCAACAGCAACACCCAAUUCGUGGUUGGUCUCGCAUUAUGUACACUCGGCGCCAUCGCCUCUCCAGAAAUGGCGAGAGAUUUGGCAUCAGAAGUCGAGCGACUGAUCAAGAGUCCAAACGCGUACAUCAAGAAGAAGGCAGCAUUAUGUGCGUUCCGCAUUAUAAGAAGAGUACCAGAUUUGAUGGAGAUGUUCCUACCGGCUACGAGGAGUUUGUUGACGGAGAAGAACCAUGGUGUCCUUAUCACGGGUGUGACGCUCAUCACAGAGAUGUGCGAAAACAGUCCCGACACACUCAACCACUUCAAAAAGAUCGUUCCGAACCUGGUACGGAUACUGAAGAAUUUGAUACUGGCCGGUUACUCGCCCGAGCAUGACGUCAGUGGCGUCUCGGACCCCUUCCUUCAGGUUAAAAUCCUCCGCCUCCUCCGGAUACUGGGCAAGAACGACGCGGAAGCGUCCGAGGCCAUGAACGACAUCCUAGCCCAAGUGGCCACCAACACGGAGACCAGCAAAAACGUGGGCAACACCAUCCUCUACGAGACCGUGCUGUCCAUCAUGGAUAUCAAGUCCGAGAGCAGUCUACGGGUCCUCGCGGUGAACAUCCUCGGAAGAUUCCUUCUGAACAACGACAAGAACAUCAGAUACGUGGCGCUGAACACGCUGCUGAGGACGGUGCAUGUCGACACGUCGGCCGUGCAGCGGCAUCGGACCACCAUUCUGGAAUGUUUGAAGGACCCCGACAUCUCCAUCCGGCGGCGCGCCAUGGAGUUGUCCUUCGCGCUCGUGAACCAGCAGAACAUCCGCAGCAUGAUGAAGGAGCUCCUCGUGUUCCUGGAGCGCUCGGAGCCCGAGUUUAAGGCGCACUGCUCCAGCGCCAUGCUGCUGGCCGCCGAGAGAUACGCGCCCACCAACAAGUGGCACCUGGACACGCUGUUCAAGGUGUUCCUCAAGGCGGGCAACUACCUCCGAGACGACACCGUUUCAAGCACCAUCCAGAUCAUCUCGUCGGCCCCGGCCGAGCGGCAGGCCUACGCGGCCAUGCGGCUCUGGAGCUCCCUCGAGCGCUCCGCCGUCAACGGCGACUCCUCCGACAAGCAGCCGCUGGUGCAGGUGGCAACAUGGACAAUAGGAGAAUACGGCGAUCUGUUGGUGUCGGAAGCCAGCAAUGCUAUUUCCAUGGUUGACGAUGACGGCGUAGACGACUUCGAGCGUCCGCGCGAGGAGUACGUGAUCGACAUCUACCAGAAGCUGCUUUGGUCGACUCAACUUUCCAUCACCACUAAGGAGUUCUUGCUGCUGUCGUUAGCUAAGCUGUCGACCAGGUUCACCAGCCAGCCUAGUCAGGAUAAAAUCCGAGUGAUAAUCGACACGUUCGGAUCUCACAUUCACAUCGAGUUGCAACAGAGAGGAGUGGAGCUAUCUCAACUAUACAGACAAUACGCGCACCUGCGGCCCGCCUUACUGGAGCGCAUGCCGCCCAUGGAGGCGCCCUCCGCGCGCGCGCGCGACGACGCCGAGCCCGAGCCCGAGCCGGCAGCGGAGCCCCAAGCGCAGGACAACCACCAGGACGCCCUCCUGGAUUUGAUCAUUGGGUCGGAGCCGCUGACGAACGGCGACGCCGAGCACCGCACCGACAUCGCGGCGAACAACAACAAUAACAACACCAACACUAAUGAUAUCCUGGACUUGUUAAGUGGGCUAGAGCUGACCAGCAGCCCUGCGGCCGCGCCGCCGCCGGCGCUCAACAACAACGCGGCCAACAACGCCAGCCUGCUGCUCGACGGACUGUUCGCCGCGCCACAGCCUGUCAUUUCACAACCCUCCCUGAUAGUACCGGCGCUGGACAAGGCCGGGCUGGUGGUGGUGCUGGAGGCGGAGCGCGGCGCGGCGCACUGCGUCACGCUCACCAUGCGCGCGCGCAGCUCGCGCCUCGAGCCGCUCACUGACUUCCUGUUCCAGGCCGCCGUGCCCAGGACGUUACAGCUUGACAUGAUGUCGCCGUCGGGCACGGUGCUGCCACCGCAGGGAGAAAUCACUCAGGUCCUCAAAAUCAAUAAUCCGUCCCGGACGCCGCUCCGGCUCAGGAUACGAGUGUCGUACGUGUGCGAAGGCGGCCCCGUGCUGGAGCAGGCGGAGGUGAACGCCUUCCCCGCCGACCUGUUCAACUGACGCGCGCGCAGCCCGCCCGGC
This is a messenger RNA of Cydia fagiglandana, 2795 nucleotides long. RefSeq names its product AP-1 complex subunit gamma-1 (gene AP-1gamma). NCBI's taxonomy places the organism in Eukaryota, Metazoa, Arthropoda, Insecta, Lepidoptera, Tortricidae. Gene Ontology annotation, cellular component: Golgi apparatus; membrane coat; AP-1 adaptor complex. Gene Ontology annotation, biological process: Golgi to vacuole transport; intracellular protein transport. Gene Ontology annotation, molecular function: clathrin-cargo adaptor activity. The record is from RefSeq and is a predicted model, not a curated record. Bases 132 to 2774 code for a protein of 880 amino acids. The transcript is spliced from 20 exons.